Lactuca saligna is the source of this 1660-nucleotide messenger RNA. Lineage: Eukaryota; Viridiplantae; Streptophyta; Magnoliopsida; Asterales; Asteraceae. The record is from the annotation of a GenBank genome assembly.
UGUGACGGUAGUUCCAGAGAUGACCACCGAAUGUAUUCCAAACACCCUCAUUCCUCAACCAAUUAAAACUUGCCACCUCAUCCUUUAAUCUUUCACCUAACAAUCCCAUUAGUUACCACUACCACGUACCCUGCGGCCCGUCUCACCAGAUAAGUCCUUUGUGUACACGUGUUGUAGUAACAAAGCCUAGGUGCUUUCAUAACGUGACAACAACAGUCAUUCCCAUUCUCAUCAUCUCUCUUCAACAUAUCUUUCUCUCUACAAAAACACACAGACACUGGUGGUGGGAGGAGCUUAGCUUAAUCUGUUCGCAAUUAUGGCAGGAAGGAAGAGAAGGAAACACCGAUUGUUGUCUGAAACAUUCAAGGAUGAUAAAAGAGUAUCAACGAAAGAAAAAGACGAGCAAGAUCAUCACGAAUCAUGGUCAAUCCUUCCGUCUGAACUUCUCGAACUCAUAAUCUCCCGAUUAACUCUAAAAGACAACAUCCGCACAUCUUCCGUCUGCAAAAAAUGGCUUUCAGUCGCUUUAUCAGUCAGAAAAGUCAACAAACCGCCAUGGCUAAUGUACUUCCCAAAACUCGGCCACCUCUUCGAGUUCUACGACCCAUCAAAACGCAAAACAUACUCUCUCGAAUUACCACAACUCCAUGGAUGCAGAAUCUGUUACAACAAAGACGGAUGGUUAUUACUCUACAAGCCAAGAACACAACGCGUCCUAUUCUUUAAUCCCUUCACAAGGGAAAUGAUUAAACUACCAAGAUUCGAAAUGACAUACCAAAUCGUCGCCUUUUCAAACUCCCCCAAAUCCCAAAACUGUAUUCUUUUCACAGUCAAACACGUCAGCCCUACAGUCGUCGCCAUUAGCACCUGUUCACCAAAUGCAACCGAAUGGACUACUGUAAACUACCAUAAUCGGUUGCCAUUCGUUAGCAGUAUUUGGAACAAACUUGUUUUCUGUAACGGGUUGUUUUACUGUUUGAGUUUAACCGGAUGGCUUGGAGUUUAUGACCCGAUAGAGCACACAUGGAGCAUCCGGAUUGUCCCCCCACCUCGUUGCCCUGAUAACUUCUUUGUGAAAAAUUGGUGGAAAGGGAAGUUUAUGGCGGAAAAUAAAGGUGAUAUUUUUGUUAUUUACACAUGUUAUAGUGAAAACCCGAUUAUAUAUAAGUUAGAUCAAGAAAAUAAAGAGUGGGUAGAAAUGAAAACGCUUGAAGGUGUGACAUUGUUCGCUAGUUUUUUGUCGUCACAUGCAAGAACGGAUCUUUUGGACGAUAUUACCCUCGGAAACAGUGUCAUGAUUGGGGCGAACAGGAUCCAUUUGAAAGUAUUUGGGUCGACCCGCCUGAUGACGUAUCAGUAUUGGAAAGCUAGUGGAGAAGUUGUGAUUUAAGAUUAAUAAGUCGGAAAAAAUGUGUUGUGGAUGUAACAUGAGAAUGGAUGUAUAUUAGGAGAUGCUGUUAGAACCCAAGUAGUAGGAUUUAGAAAGUUACAUAAUUUAUGUAGUUUAUUAUGUAAAAGUAAUGAGAUAACUUUAUCUUUUUCUUGUGAUAAUGGUUGUUUAAUCAUUAAUGUACCUGAGUUUUGACUAGAUACAUGAUGCAUUUAUAUGUUUAAUGUACCACAAAGUGCAUAAUAUCUUUCAACUUUGCAAUAAAGCCAC